Molecule: messenger RNA, 1722 nt
Organism: Seminavis robusta
Lineage: Eukaryota; Bacillariophyta; Bacillariophyceae; Naviculales; Naviculaceae
Source: the annotation of a GenBank genome assembly
AUGGGAACGCAGCAAGAGGCAGCACUGCAACAGCAGACGGAUGAAUUUGGGCGCAUAAUUGUGGGCGGUGGUCAGCCGGCCACCACCAAAUCCAUGACAAGCAGCAGCAGCAGUAAACCAGAAGCGCAGCCGGAAAGCAAUGGUUAUGGAAACGACUAUUACGGCGAUAACUACUAUGGAGAUGCCAGCCGUCAUUCCUAUCGAAACAACGACGCCGAUGAAAAUCCUCUACAAGCAGGAGUUGUCGUGCAAGGCCGAGUGGUCCGAAUAGAAACCUACGGAGCCUUUCUCGAUUUUCAAUUGUCUCACAGCACUAAUCGCAACGUCAAGUACCGAGGCUUGAUUCACAUUAGUCAAAUGGCUCCCCAUCGAGUGGAAAAAGUGGAGGAUAUCGAAAUGAUCAAAAUGCAAAACACAAUCUACGCUGUCAUUUUGGAAGUUACGCCAGGAUUUGGUGGUCCAGGACGAGAAAAAAUUCGAUUGUCGCUCGUGGGGGUCGACCAACAAUCCGGGAUCUUGACACAGCCUAUUAUGCCACCACAAGACAACUACAAUAACAAUCAUCAGUAUCGCCAUGAAAGCAGACGAGGUGGUGGUGGUGGCGACCGCAAUAGUCGAUUCUUGGAAGAGCGCGCCAAACAACGCAGAAUAAUGUUCAAAGACAUGGUGGAUCGAGAGGGAAUCAAAUGGUGGGGACAUGAACGGGCAUCCUCCAAACAACAACAGCAACCCGAGAUGGGAAUGCUGCGAUUAAUAUGGUCCUCUAGUCCAGAACCACCCAGCAAUGUUCCCACCGCAACCACCAAAGAAGCCGCUAAAAAGAAGGCACCCGACAACAGCAGCAAGACAAGCAACAGUAAACCAAAAAAGAAUGGAAAGAGUCGCCGUGACAAAUCUUCUGACGACAGUUCUUCCGAAUCGGAAGAUUCUCGGGAUCGCCGAAGCAAAAGGCGCAAACGAUCCAGCAAUAGUCGGAGCAAACGAACCGCCAACGGUCGUCGAAAGAGUCGUCGACGAUACUCUUCCAGCAGCAGCAGCAGUAGUAGUUCUUCUAGUAGCAGCGACAGCAGCAGCAGUGAGUCGUCAUCCUCCUCCUCCAAAGACUCGACAUCUACAGAUGGUAGCAAACGCGACAACAAACGAGCCAAGACAAGUAGUACGGAUGACAACGACAAACCAGUUGAAAAACAAGCAACAGCGCAAGAUGACGCACACAUUAGUACGGAAGAUUGGAAAGAAGCGAAAGAAAUGAAGGCUGCUGUCCAAGGCAACAACGAUGAUGACGAGGACGAUGAUGAUUUUGGCCCUGCCCCGCUUCCACAAGCAACCGGCGGCGCGGGUGGAGGUGUUGGAGGCACCGAUGGGUAUGGUAAAGCCUUAUUGCCAGGGGAAGGUCAAGCCCUUGCACAGUACGUGCAGCAAAACUUGCGUAUCCCGAGGAGAGGAGAGAUUGGGUACCAAGGUGAUGAAAUUGAGAAAUUUGAAGACUCGGGGUAUGUAAUGUCCGGAAGUCGUCAUGCAAGAAUGAAUGCCGUCCGUAUUCGAAAGGAGAAUCAAGUUUAUUCGGCAGAGGAACAACGUGCUUUGGCCUUGAUUACCAUGGAAGAAAAUCAGCAAAAGGAAGCUCAACUCAUGGAAGAUUUUCGUACCAUGCUCAAGAGUAAGAAGGCUGUCAUUACCAGUAGAGGCAAGGGCAAAGCUGACGAAGGUGGUGAUGGCUAG